AUGGGAAUGGACACGUGGUGGCGCUGUCGACUAAGGGUGAGAAUUAUGGGCUCGCAUAUAACCAGAAAGCCACAAAAGCUGGAAAACAGAACGCUAUCUACCCCCUAGAAGAAGAAGGUAUCUGACUGUGAUCUAGGGGAGAAAACCCCGCGGACAGUAAGGCAUUAAAGAUUAAAUUGAAGGAUAUUUUGCCAAAUAAUUUCUUGGAUUGAAACUGACGAGAAGAAGCAGCACCCUCUGGACUAAAUCUGAACAAUGGCGACCGCACUAGGAAAAACACCAGAGAAAAGGCAAGUCAUUUUCCUUACUAUGUUAUUGCUAGUGUGGAAGUCUGACGCUGAAACGAUUAGAUAUUCUAUGCCAGAAGAAACAGAGAGUGGCUACUUAGUUGCUAAUUUGGCAAAAGAUCUUGGGCUCCAGGAUGGAGAACUGGCUAUUAGGGGGGCACGAAUUCAUUACAAAGGAAACAAAGAGCUCUUGCAGCUGGAUGCAGAGACUGGGAAUUUGUUCCUGAAGGAAAAACCAGACCGUGAGGUGCUGUGCAGGGCGACAGAAGCCUGUGUGCUGCACUUCCAGAUCAUACUGGAAAACCCUGUGCAGUUCUUCCAAACUGAACUGCAGCUCACAGAUAUAAAUGACCACUCUCCGGAGUUCCCUGACAGAAAAAUGCUACUAAAAAUCCCUGAGAGCGCCCAGCCAGGGACAAUGUUUCCUUUGAAGGCAGCGCAUGACUCUGACAUAGGGAGCAACGCUGUUCAGAACUACACAGUCAGUCCCAACCUCCAUUUCCAUGUGGUUACUCUCAGUCGCUCAGAUGGCAGGAAAUACCCAGAGCUGGUGCUGGACAGAGCCCUGGACAGGGAGGAGCAGCCUGGGCUCGCUUUAAUUCUCACGGCUCUGGAUGGCGGAGUACCGCCCAGGACAGGAACCACUGAAGUUCACAUUGAAGUUGUGGACAUCAAUGAUAACCCGCCCCAGUUUAUACAGUCACUCUAUGAGGUGCAAGUUCCUGAGAACAGCCCACUCAAUGCUUUAGUUGUCACAGUCUCUGCCAGGGAUUUAGAUGCUGGGAUACAUGGCAAUGUAGCCUAUUCUCUGUUUCAAGGUGGUGAACUAUCUCAACCGUUUGUGAUAGAUGAAAUCACAGGAGAAAUUCGUCUUAAAGAGGCAUUGGAUUUUGAGGCAACUCCAUAUUAUAACAUAGAAAUUGUAGCUACAGACCCAGGAGGUUUUUCAGGAAAAUGCAGUGUAGCUAUACAGGUAGUGGAUGUGAACGACAAUGCCCCUAAGCUCACCAUAUCUUCACUCAAUAGUUCUAUCCCAGAAAAUGCUCCUGAGACUGUCGUGGCUGUAUUUAGCGUUUCUGACCCGGAUUCUGGGGAUAAUGGAAGGAUGGUGUGUUCUAUACAGAAUGAACUUCCAUUUCUUUUGAAGUCCACAUUUGAGAAUUAUUAUACUUUAGUAACAGAGGGGACACUUGAUAGAGAGAGCAAAGCUGAAUACAACAUUACCAUCACAGUCACUGACCUGGGCACUCCCAGGCUCACAACACAGCACACCAUAACAGUGCAGGUGGUGGACAUCAACGACAACGCCCCUGCCUUCACCCAAACCCCCUACACCAUAUUCGUCAAGGAGAACAACAGCCCCGCCCUGCACAUAGGCACCAUCAGCGCCACAGACUCAGACUCAGGCUUCAAUGCCCACAUCACCUACUCGCUACUGCAGCCCCAUGAUCCGGAGCUGCCGCUCUCCUCGUUAAUCUCCAUUAACCCCGACAAUGGGCAGCUGUUCGCGCUCAGGGCGAUGGACUAUGAGGUCCUGCAGGCCUUUGAGUUCCACGUGGGCGCCACAGACCGAGGCUUGCCCGCCCUCAGCAGCCAGGCUCUGGUGCGCGUGGUGGUCCUGGACGACAAUGACAAUGCGCCCUUCGUGCUCUACCCGAUGCAGAAUGCUUCUGCACCCUGCACAGAGCUGCUGCCCAGGGCAGCAGAGCCCGGAUACCUGGUCACCAAGGUGGUGGCAGUUGACUGUGACUCUGGCCAGAAUGCCUGGCUGUCAUUCCAGCUGCUGAAGGCCACGGAGCCCGGACUGUUUAGUGUGUGGGCGCACAAUGGCGAGGUGCGCACCACCAGGAUGCUGAGUGAACGAGAUGUACCCAAGCACAGGCUGCUGUUGCUGGUCAAGGACAAUGGAGAGCCUCAGCGCUCUGCCAGCGUCACUCUACAAGUGCUGGUCGUGGAUGGUUUUUCACAGCCCUACCUGCCUCUGCCUGAAGUCGUGCAGGACUCCGUUCAGGAAGAUGAUGACACUCUCACGCUGUACCUGGUCAUUGCCUUGGCAUCUGUGUCUUCACUCUUCCUCUUGUCUGUCCUGCUCUUCGUGGGGGUGAGACUAUGCAAGAAGUCCAGGGCUGCUUCCCUGGGUGUCUGCUCUGUGCCUGAGGGCCACUUUCCUGGCCACCUGGUGGAUGUCAGCGGUAUGGGAACUCUGUCUCAGAGCUACCAGUAUGAGGUGUGUCUAAAAGGAGACUCUGGGACUGCUUCUCUUCACCUUUCAAAAGAGCCAGGGGAUUUCUGGAAAUUUCAGCAAUCUAUCUGAUCCUGGGUAUUAGUUCUCAGAAAAUUUCACUUCAUGUUGUUUUGUAGAUAUGGAAAGCAAGAGACAGUCCCUUCAAUGAUAUUUGAUUAAUUCCUAAUUCGUUAUU
Molecule: messenger RNA, 2707 nt
Organism: Mus caroli (Ryukyu mouse)
Lineage: Eukaryota; Metazoa; Chordata; Mammalia; Rodentia; Muridae
Product: protocadherin beta-6-like
Biological process (GO): homophilic cell-cell adhesion
Cellular component (GO): plasma membrane
Molecular function (GO): calcium ion binding
Source: RefSeq, a predicted model, not a curated record